AGGAUCUGGACGGAGGGUCACUCUUUCAAGGUUGAAACAGAGAACACCUGUGAAGAUGACUCCAUCAGCUCUUUCUGCUCUUCUUCUGCUCGCUUGUGCUCUCCCAUUCAAUUCUGCUCAGUCAAGCUGUAGUGGGAGAUGUGGAGAAGAGUAUUACAGGGGUUCCAUGUGCCAGUGUGAUUAUGACUGUCUCACUCACGAGGAGUGCUGUAAGGACUACGAAUCCCAGUGCACCACCAGUGACUCGUGUAAAGGGCGGUGUGGCGAAUCCUUUAAGAGGGGCAGGCAGUGUGACUGUGAUCCCGACUGCGCUCGCUAUAGCAAGUGCUGCCCAGAUUACAAGAGCCAGUGUGGUAUUGAAGACACCAAAAAACCAGCCAGCACAACAACAACGAAGACUAGCUCAUGUAAUAAUGUAAAUGAUGACAAACCAAAAGUAGUUACCACUACAAGCACAAGACCAGCCAGUACAACAACACCGAAGACUAGCUCAUGCGAUAACAUAAUUGAUCACAAACCAAAAGAGCCAGAGCCUCCCCAGAUCCAACCAACUGAGGAGCCAGAGAUGACUCCCAAUCCACAGGAGGAACUAAAUGAAGAUUUGUCAGAUGACCAGCUCAUGCCAUUGGUCACCCCAGAACCAGAACUCCAGGAUGAACAGGGCGAUGAUGUGAAGGGCGAGACCUGGCCAGACCUCCCUGUUCCCUCUCCUGAGGCUGGUCUGGAAGACCCUGAAGCAACCCCUAACCCAGAGGACCCUGAAACUGGUCUGGUGGAUCCAAAGGCAACCCCUAACCCAGAGGACCCUGAAGUAACCCCUAACCCAGAGGACCCUGAAGUAACCCCUAACCCAGAGGACCCUGAAGCUGGUCUGGUGGAUCCAAAGCCAACCCCUAACCCAGAGGACCCUGAAGCUGGUCUGGUGGAUCCAGAAGUAACCUCUAACCCAGAGGACCCUGAGGCAACGCCUAACCAAGAGAGAACCAGUUGGUCAGAGCCAUCUCCGACUGAGCCAGCCCCCUCGGAAACCUCUAAUCCCACCGACCCCUCCGUGGACAUGACCCCUUCACCCACAGACACUGAGACUGACCCUGAGCAGGAGGCCAUUUUAGAGGGGGACUACACAGCCUUCCCUGAGGAAUUGGAUCCAGAGGCAACACCAGGCCCAGAGGGGACCCCACCAGCAGAGGUCAACCUCAACCCCUCCCUUGUCGAACCAGCCAAGGAGGUUCCCACUGAGAAGGAAGACUCCAGUGUUCCUGAGGGACAGCCUGAUUCCAGCAGCAGCCUGUCUGCAUUAGACCAAACUCCCCUUGGAUCCUCCUCUGAGCCCACCCCUGCCGCCCCCCAGCCCUCCAACCAGGUCUUCCCGAGCUCAGAGCCCCAGCCUGGGCCUACUCCUGCAGAGGACACCCUUGAACUCCUACCUGAAGGACAGAGUGAAUUGGACCCUGAGGGUCAGGAGGCAGAAUCUGAGAACACACUGCCAGAGGACUCAGAACCCACACCCUCAAACCUAGAGAAUGCUGCAACCACCCCAGCCGCCAACCCAGCCUCUACCAGCCCCACACAGGGUACACCCUCAGCCUCAGAGGAUCCUGAGGCUACCCCUGCCUCUCCAGACAGCACCACCCCCUGCACCAAGCCUGACCAGACACCCAGUGCCCCUGAAGGAGCUACGCCAAGCUCAGAGCAGGACAGCCCCAAGGAGAAUGCCCCAACAACCACCCCUUCAGACCCACAGGAUCCCAAUGCGGCCUCUGAGGCACCAGCAUCUGAGAGUGGUCCCGAGGAUAAACCUGGCAGAGGGGACACCCCAGAUAGUUCUGAUGACAGUGUCCCCCAGACUGGAGAUCUGGCGAUGCUUCCCACCCCAGAUCCUCUGGCCACAUCCACAGACCCAGCGGGACAUGAAGAGGAAGGAGACGAGGCCGCACCAGAGGAGACCACCACCGACCCCAUGAAGCUCACUCCCGUACCUACCACCAAACCCACCCCCAACAAAACCACGGAGAAACCCAAGCCCAGCAAACCCACAGGGAAUCCCAAACCCAAACCCACCCAGCCCAGCACCCUCACUGAUAUCAACCAAGCUCUGGGCACAGACAACCCCAGGGACUACCAAGCAGAUGAACACGACACCAACAUCUGCAGCGGUCGUCCCGUCAGCGCAGUCACUACGCUGAGGAAUGGGACCGUGGUGGUUUUCAGAGGACACUAUUUCUGGGUGUUGGACAGCAACAGGGUGCCUGGACCUGCCCGUGGGAUCACAGACGUGUGGGGUGUCCCUUCUCCCAUCGACACAGUCUUCACCCGCUGCAACUGCCAGGGCAAGACAUACUUCUUCAAGGGUUCUAAGUACUGGAGGUUCGAGAAUGGCAUGAUGGAGCCCGGCUACCCCAAGCUGAUCAGGGUGGGCUUCAAUGGGCUGCAAGGACAGAUCACGGCUGCCCUGUCUGUGCCUGAGUACCGCAAGAGGAGAGAGUCUGUCUACUUCUUCAAGAGAGGAGGCUUGGUGCAGAAGUAUUCCUACCAGUCUGGAACCAGCCCUACAUGCGGCAGGAAGGUCCACUACUCUGUUUAUACCGUACGCAACCGUGUUGCCAGGCAAGCAGUGCCUCUGCUGGGACAGGAGAUCAACAUCCGUCUGACCUGGAGAGGCUUCCCCUCCACCGUGACCUCCGCCGUGUCCAUCCCCACCCGCAGGAAACAAGAGGGAUACAACUACUACCUCUUCUCACGCUCCAAAUACUACAACGUCAAUAUGGGAGAUGAGCGACCUUUCAUAGCUACUCCCCCGGUGAGCUCCAUUCCCCAGAAGAACUCGGCCAAAGACUUUUUCAACUGUCCAAAGGAAGUUUGA
This is a messenger RNA of Coregonus clupeaformis (lake whitefish), 2863 nucleotides long. Its product is annotated as proteoglycan 4-like. Gene Ontology annotation, molecular function: scavenger receptor activity; polysaccharide binding. The transcript has 16 exons. Gene Ontology annotation, biological process: immune response. NCBI's taxonomy places the organism in Eukaryota, Metazoa, Chordata, Actinopteri, Salmoniformes, Salmonidae. The record is from RefSeq and is a predicted model, not a curated record. The coding region runs from base 56 to 2863 and encodes 935 amino acids.